AUGGAUCUUCCAAUCUGCGGAACAUGUGGUGCUCAGUACAGCUCUUCAUCGGUGAAGUCCUGCAAAAUAUGCGACGACCCUCGACAAUACGUUCCUCCUCAGGGGCAAUGGUGGACAACCUUACGCAGCCUGCAAGAGUCAGGAAAAUAUCACGUCUUCCAUGAAUAUGAGCAGUCCGGGCUUGUGAGCAUCGUCACUGUUCCAGCGGUAGCAAUUGGACAGCGAGCAUUUCUCUGCCGUACUCCCAGUGGUAACGUCCUCUGGGACUGCAUCAGCUACAUCGACAGCGAGACCGUCCGCCAUAUCCAGGAGCUCGGUGGGAUUCAAGCAAUCGCUAUUUCCCAUCCUCACUUCUACUCCACGGCGAUCCACUGGGCGGAAGCCUUCAACUGUCCAGUCUACUACUCAGCAGAGGAUGAGCAAUGGAUCCAGCGUUUCCGCGACGGUGGCCCCUUGAGGGUGACUGCAGGCUCAAAUCUUCAAAGCCAUACUGGAACUCAUCAGAUCCUAUGGGAAGGCGAGCAAUUGAGCCUUCUCGACGGCAAAAUUAAGAUCCUCAAGGCCGGAGGACAUUUUCCGGGAAGCGCGGUUUUGUUCUGGGAAGAUGAGAAGCGGUUGCUGGUUGCUGACACUAUCAUGGUUGUGCCCAGCGGCGUCUACCACGUUGAUAGACAGCCAGGGACGACUUCAUAUACCUUUAUGUGGUCAUAUCCGAAUCUGAUACCGCUCUUCCCAGAUGCCAUCCAUCGCAUCUGGAAAACAGUGGCGCCGCUCGACUUUGAACAUGUGCACGGCGCCUUUAAUGACCGCGAGACUAUCGGCAAUAGUAAGAAGAGAGUCCUUGAAAGUGCCCAAAUAUAUGUAAAGGCCAUGGGAUACACCGACCACCCUAUCCAUAGGGAGGCUAUAUAG
Trichophyton benhamiae CBS 112371 is the source of this 912-nucleotide messenger RNA. RefSeq names its product metallo-beta-lactamase domain protein, putative. Lineage: Eukaryota; Fungi; Ascomycota; Eurotiomycetes; Onygenales; Arthrodermataceae. The record is from RefSeq and is a predicted model, not a curated record. The coding region runs from base 1 to 912 and encodes 303 amino acids. The transcript is spliced from 3 exons.